AUGAAAACUCGUCACAUGAUGCCAGGGCUUUUGCUGGCCUUGCAGCUUCUCUUUCAACUGCAGAUUGGGCUGGCGCAGACUUCUGGUUUCACGGUUGCAUACACCGAUCAUGCCAGCAGGCUUCGAGCAGACCUCCUUCGCGAUUAUGACAGCGUGGUCCCACCUCGUAGCGAACGAGACGUGGAUUACAGCAAAGCUGGGACCGAUGUGGCUUUGGAGAUUCGCAUCUUCAAGGUUCAGGGGGUGGACGCAUCGUUGGGGCAGAUGCGCCUCAAAGUUUGGGUCCGGAUGUCUUGGACAGACUCCAGGCUUAGCUGGGAUCCGGCUGCGUAUGGCAACAUCACCACAACACACUUCCGCACACAGCAUGCUUCCAACGCGGAAAACACAGAAAUAUGGCUGCCAGACGUGCAGCUUUACAAUGCCAAUGUUGGUAACGAGUUCUCCUUGGACUCUGCUUUGGCAUCGGUGACUUCGGACGGCUUCGUGUUUUGGAGUCGUCCUGGUCUCCUGGACACACUCUGCAAAUUCUCUGGUUUGGUAGCCUUUCCCUUCGACGAGCUUUCCUGCGCGAUGGAGUGGGGAGGUUGGACUUAUUCGGGUGGCUUCCAAGGCAUCCGGUUGAAUGGCAAGGGUUAUUCUGCAUCAACAUCGGAAGAAACGGCGGGGUCUUCCUACCAAGAGUAUAGUAUCGUGGAGAUUGAUGUGGAAGCAAAGACCAACUUCUACGAAGCAUACCCAAGUGAGCCUUGGACAGUCUUGAAGUUCACAGUGAGAUUGGGGCGGGCUUCCUUCUAUUACUCCCUGCUGAUCGUUUUCCCCACGGUGCUCAUCACCUACCUCUCUUUCGGUGUGUUUUUCAUGUCCCACGAGGUGGGAGAGCGCUUGUCCUUCGGCAUCACACUGCUUCUUGUGAUCGAGGUCAUGAAGACGACUGGAGCUUCCUUCGUCCCUGUUUGUGGCGAGCUGCUUUGGAUCGACCUUUUCAUGCUGGUGAAUACGGUCUUUUGUUGCGCGAGCCUCGUGGAGACCAUGGUGGUGCUCUUCUUUGCGUUCCAUGUCGAUCAGCACAUCCUCCCCAACUGGCUUGCAUGGGCUGCACCAUGGUGCCUCUGCCGGCAGCAGCCGAAUUACCUGGUGGAGUCGAACGCCGGCCGGAUAUUCCGGCAGCUGAACCGGGACAGGUCGGCAAGGCUGCAGGCGAGGUCUACCAAGAAUCUGCAGAAGGGGCGGCGCAUCGAAGAGCUUUCUGAGGCGAAGCUAACUGAGACGGACACGGAACGGCUCAUCUUCUUCGAGAAUCUCUUCUACCUCUUGGACUCCCACUCCAAUGGCCUGAUUACCGCUGAGGAUGCCGCCUGCAUGUUGAGCUUCGUAAACCUUAGCCUGUCGCGGGGCGUCCUCGAGGACAUCCUGCAAUCGGCCUGGCAGGAGAAGAAACUUUUUGACUGCCGCGACUUCCUGGAGAUUUGCGUGGAGCUGAUGUGGACCACACCUUUCAAGGAGAUCAAACUUGGAGCUGAGAACUACAUCAGCUCACAAACCCGGCACACGAAGCGAUGCCACACCUACUGGCUGAAGUGGUCCAGGACCGUGGACAAGUGGUCGAGAUUUUGGCUGCCUUUGCUAUAUACCAUAGCACUGGGCUUCCUCUUGAACCUGGAGCUUACGGACUACUACGAUGAUCAAGCUGGCUCGGAGAUGUUUCAGGGCUUUGGGCCCAUGAGUAUGUCGACCCCGGGCCUGAUCCAGGCUUUGAUCACCCCCAUCAUCGGCGUGGUCUCGAUCCUCACAUGGCUGCAGAUGCGUCGGCUCUCUAAGCAAUGGCGGAAGCAGCAGAAAGCCGCCAUGAAAGCUAGGGACCUGGAUCCCGAAGAUUCCGGCCGGGCGAAGCCGCGAUGGACUCUUUUGUCUGAGGACGGCGACGUCUAUGGUGCGUCCAUGGGCGAGGUAUACUCUGAGCGUGUCCUUGAUGAGCGUGUUGAGGAGGAGGACUUCCAAGAUGUCCCCGUCUCACCGCGCCUAAUAAAAUAA
This is a messenger RNA of Symbiodinium necroappetens, 2034 nucleotides long. NCBI's taxonomy places the organism in Eukaryota, Dinophyceae, Suessiales, Symbiodiniaceae. The record is from the annotation of a GenBank genome assembly.